Messenger RNA from Pseudogymnoascus verrucosus, 2504 nucleotides. RefSeq lists its product as uncharacterized. The coding region runs from base 282 to 2225 and encodes 647 amino acids. Lineage: Eukaryota; Fungi; Ascomycota; Leotiomycetes; Thelebolales; Thelebolaceae. The record is from RefSeq and is a predicted model, not a curated record. The transcript has 2 exons. Gene Ontology annotation, molecular function: protein binding.
CUCAAAUUGGCUCAUCCUAAUUGCUCCGACUACGAGCCGAGCUGCAAGGCACAUCCGACUUUAUGUGUUUAGUUCUCCGUCUAGAUUGUUAACUAUAAUAUUACAGGUUACGCCGUCACUCUUGCUGCGAGACUUCCUGCGCCCCUCUCUUUUGCCUCCAUGUCAAUGGUUACAGUUGACAACCGCAGGCCAGGAUAUAUCGCAGUUUAGCCCCGUUAGUCCCUUCACUUAAUCCAAGAUACCUCUGCUGCAAAGCAAGAGGUAAAUUCGGGAACACGACCAUGAAAACACCAGCAACUUUGUCCGAUCUCCCUCUUGAUAUCAUUCACCAAGUCCUUGACUACUUGUCCCCCAAUAGCAUUCUGUCUCUCAUCCGCGCCGUCCCCCUAACAGUUGCCGCUAUUUCCUCCACACACUCCCAUGCUGUGGGCGAGAGUGGGGAGACACUCCUGCACCUCCUCGCCCAAGAUGGGGACGCCAGGGUGCUGGGAGAACUGCUCGCUAACCCCGCUACGGACCCGAACGUCCAUGCCGAUAUGUUUAUGAUCCCCGCCGCAUUAUCACUGAACGACCUCUGCGACCCUUUUUACAGCGUCAUACCCUCACAGCACCACUACCACGGUCGCACGCCGCUCUCGUACGCCGCCGCCGGAGGGCACCUCGCAACAGUCGAGGUCCUCCUUAUCCAUCCCGACACGGAUGCCGAUCACGCCGAUUACAUCCAUCGCACGCCUCUCUCACUCGCCGUGUUUGAGGGCCACAUUCACAUUGUCUCGCUCCUCCUCGCGCGAGCUGAUGUCGCUGCCAAACGCCAUAACCGAUUCUAUGACAUACCGCUCAUGAUCGCCGCGUCCCAGGGGCAUACGGCGGUGGUGGAGAUGCUGCUGCGGCAGCGGCCCGACAUGCGCGCUGACGGAGAAAUCGGCCACAAUCUCACGGCGCUCUCGGCUGCAGCAGGGCGCGGUCACAUCGCGAUCGUCGAGCUGUUCCUCUCGCGCGGGCCCAUUGAUGCCCACAUGGUGAACUUGAUGGGGUACACGCCGCUGGCCUAUGCGGCGGAAUCUGGGCAUCUUCGUGUCGUAGAGAUGCUCCUUAAACGCACAGAAGUGAAUGCUAAUGGGAGGCCUGGCAUAUCCUCACUAUCGCUGGCGGUGCAACAUAGAUUCACUGAGGUAGCGAAAGUGCUCCUGCAGUGGGGUGAAGUGAAAGUCAAGAAUGAUGACUACUAUGGUAAGGCGACACUACGGAUAGCGGCGGAGAAUAACCACAUCGAGAUGAUGAAGAUGCUCUUGGAUCGGGACGAUGUGGAUGUGAACGCGCGGAGCAUGCUGGGAAUAUCAGCUCUAUCUGCUGCGGUAGAGGAAGGGAAUGUUGACGCAGUUACGCUGCUAUUAGGGCGCAGUGAUAUAAAUGCCAACGUGAAGGAUGACCGCGGUCGCACGCCACUAAUUCAUGCGGCGGAGAAUGGCGACACUGCGAUAAUGGGACUGCUCCUAGAGCGUGAUGAUGUGGAUGUGAGCAUUCAGGGCAUCACAGGAAUGUCAGCUCUAACUACUGCGGUAAAGGAAGGGCAUAUUGACGCAGUUACGCUGCUAUUAGGGCGCAGUGAUGUGAGCGCCAACGUGAAGGAUGACCGCGGUCGCACGCCACUGAUGCAUGCGGCGGAGAAUGACAAUACUGAGAUAAUGGGACUGCUAUUAGGGCGUGAUGAUGUGGAUGUGAACGUUCAGAGCAUCACAGGAAUGACAGCUCUAGCCGUUGCGGCACAGGAGGGGCAAGUUGGCGCAGUUUUGUUGUUGCUAGAGUGGAAUGGUGUAAAUGUCAACUCGCGGGAUGGCCGUGGAUACACGCCGCUGAUGGGCGCGGUAGAGCGGGACCAUAUUGAGGUGAUACGGAUGCUUAUAAUGUGCGACGACGUUGACGUGAACGCUCGUUGCGAUGAAGGAAUGUCUGCUCUAAGUAUUGCGGCAUGGAAGUGGCGUGUUGAUACGGUUCCGCUGUUGUUAGGGUGGAGUGGUGUAGACGUCAACUCGCGAGAUGACAAUGGAUACACGCCGCUGAUGGGCGCGGUAGAGGCGAACUGUGUUGAGAUAGUACGGAUGUUUAUGAUGUGCGACGACGUUGACUUGAGCGCUCGUUCCGAUGAGGGAGUGUCUGCUCUAGAUCUUGCGCAUGAUGAUGCGGUUACGCAGGCGUUAAAUCGGAAUGCUAUGGAAGUUAAUUAGGAAGAUUACAACGCCAGCCUCAUGCCAAUAAUUCAUGCCAAUGAUUCGUGCAGCGGCACAGGGAUAUGGUGAUUCCAUAUUGACAUUCAUAGAGUAUUCUCCGUUGGCGUCCUCUAUGCAAUCCAAAGACCAUCAUGCUGCGUCUAGUAUUCAAUUGAAUGUCACAUGAAGCGAACGAACGGUGGGAUAUGAUAUUAGACAGUGUCAAUGAUAGAAGUCAAUUUUUUGGGGAAUAAUGAAGUCGUCAAGGGCGCCUCACUACACGACCAAGGAGCAGAC